CAUAUAGAAUGUGAAUUAUGUCAACGAAAUGCUUAUAAAUACAAACUUAAUAAAAAAAUUUUUAAUUUUAAUAAUUUUAUGUUAAAGAAGACUAAAAUAAUAAUUUAUAUUUUUAAGAAAUUCGUUAAUAGUGUAAUUAAUACAUUAAGAGGUAUCAAGAUCUAAAAAUGACAACAAGUAAAUCAUUGAUUUUAAGCGGCUUUAAAGAAGAUUGUGAGCAAUUAAUUGCUCGUUUUGAGAAAGCAGAUGAUAUUAGAUUUCAAACUUUUUGUGAAAUUUGGAAAACGAUGAGAUUUUCACUGGUUUUUACAGGUCGUCCAACUUUUUUAGAAUUAUUAGAAUUCUGUGAAGAAACACUGAAUAUAUGUAAACAAUUUCUUCUUUUACCUCCUCGAUUUAAAGAACGUAUUGGAGGAUUAUAUCUUUUAUAUGGAAUAUAUUACAAAAUGCCAAUAGAUCAAUUUAAAAUUAGAGUUAAAUUAGAUGAUUGGCAAAAUAUUAUGGAACUUCAUGCAGAAAUAAAAGAAGCAGAACACUUAGAUGCUAAUUAUAUAUUAUGUAAACUAAUUGUAGAUAAUGCAUUUCACUUUUGUAUUUUUGAUUCAGAGUUUGGAUUGGAAAAACAAUAUCGUGUAAAGAAUGCACAAUGUUUUAAUCCAUAUUCUGUAUUGCCAAUAUUAAAAGAUUUAACUGACAAGCAUCAAAUGUUAUCAAAAAUAAAUGAAAUUAGUAAAGUUUAUGAAGAAAAUAAACAAUUAUUAAAAUUAAAGAAUGAUUCAGGUACUAGUCUAAAUUUAUUCAAUUCAAAUAUAGCUGAAGAAAUUGUUAAUGAUAUUCAAAAGUUUGAAGAACAGAAGAGAAAUCAACAAAUAAAGAGUAUGUUUGAUUCUGAAAAAGCAUGUAGUUCUUCUACUUCAAAGGAAACACAUAAAAAAACCCAAUUAAAAGGAACUUCCAAACGUAAAAUGCGACCAUUAAUUGAUUAUGAUUUUCAAAUAGAAUCAAAUGAAUCUGAUGAAGAUGAAGUAUUUGAACUUGAUGAUUAUGAUUCUAAUUCAUCUGAAGAUUUUGAUUAAUAAUAAAAACAAAAACAAAAAUAUAUAUAUUAUCCUUGAUUGUUGUCGUCGAAUCCAGCACUAUGACCCGCGUUUCGUACAAUAAAACUAGUUCCGUCAUAAUGCAUGCGUCGUUCACCGCGUCGCACAAAAAGAUGAGAUGUUUGACCAAGAGAUGCAGUACAAUGUAAAAAUGGAGUCGUUAACGAAGCUGUACCAUUACUAGGUGAUAUACCACUGACUUGUUAUUGCCGUGGGCAUCAUGGGCCAGGAUUUCAACUCGUGAUCCAUAUUGAUAUAUUCUUCCAUUUGGAUGGAGUAAUGCUGCAGCUGCUCCAGAACCGCUCAACGAUAGUACAAUGUUAUUCUACGCUGACGAUAAAUGCAAUUCAGAUAAUAAUCAUGAAUCUUGUUAUAAAAUA
Molecule: messenger RNA, 1477 nt
Organism: Apis mellifera (honey bee)
Lineage: Eukaryota; Metazoa; Arthropoda; Insecta; Hymenoptera; Apidae
Gene: Pbp45
Product: snRNA-activating protein complex subunit 1
Exons: 7
Coding region: 168-1076 (302 amino acids)
Biological process (GO): snRNA transcription by RNA polymerase III; snRNA transcription by RNA polymerase II
Cellular component (GO): snRNA-activating protein complex
Molecular function (GO): sequence-specific DNA binding; ornithine decarboxylase inhibitor activity
Source: RefSeq, a predicted model, not a curated record